Molecule: messenger RNA, 1344 nt
Organism: Xiphias gladius (swordfish)
Lineage: Eukaryota; Metazoa; Chordata; Actinopteri; Istiophoriformes; Xiphiidae
Gene: tstd3
Product: thiosulfate sulfurtransferase like domain containing 3
Exons: 4
Coding region: 266-793 (175 amino acids)
Cellular component (GO): mitochondrion
Molecular function (GO): thiosulfate-cyanide sulfurtransferase activity
Source: RefSeq, a predicted model, not a curated record
GAUGAUAAUGUUUUGACCUUUGAAAUAUUACAUUAAUGGCUUGUGUUUGAGUUUGGCAGUUUUUAGAUACACUCUAUGGUUUGACAUGAAGUCACAAGACAGUAUUUUUGUCCUUUAGGUGAGCCUUACUACUGCGCACGCGCGGUUCACCGUCGAAAGUGUAAGCUUGAGCAAUGUGACUUUUAAUAGUUGUCGCACGCAGCAUUACAGCGAAGUUACGGGUUUAUGUCGACGAAGUAUUAAUAUAGAGUGUAACUAAUCACACAUGGCUCUCAGAAGGUGUUGGAGGUUUGCAGGGGUUGUCCCGCGGCUGUUAUGGAACAGUACCGUCCGGCCAGGGGCUUCUGUCCCGGGAGGACGAAGCUCUGUGUCCAGCCUUGUCAAUACUCAUCGUGGUUGCAAUACCACAGAGUUGCUAAUGUGUAGCAGGUUCAGUUCAGCGCCACCGAGCACAGAUGUGACUUACGAGCAGCUGAAGCAGCUACUGGCCGGACGGAAAGCUGUGGUUAUAGAUGUCAGAGAGCCCUGGGAGCUCAGGGAGUACGGCUUCAUCCCCGGGUCGAUCAACGUUCCCCUGGGACAGGUGAACACUGCCCUCCAGCUGGGUCCAGAGGAGUUCGAAGAAAAGUAUGGUGGUGAAAUGCCUCAGCAGACAGAUAACAUUGUCUUCACCUGUCUGGCGGGGGUGCGGAGCAAGAACGCGCUCGACGCAGCUGCUUCGCUGGGAUACAAAGAUGUUCAGCAUUACCCGGGUGGAUGGCAAGACUGGGUGAAGAAUGAACAACAUAAGUGAUCCAGGGAAAGCAGAAGACAUAAAACAUUGUUUCAAAUUGGAAAGUGAGGAGUCUUCUAAAGGGUUUUUAAAAGUCCACACACUUUUCUGUUGUUUUAAGAGCCAGUGAUUUAAGUUAUUUCUCUCAUCUGCGAUUCCCAAGGACUGAAACCAGAGGGCUCAACACACAUUAACAAUCCCGUCUGCUGCUUAAGGUUUUCAAAACUAGUGUAAAAUUGCUUGAAGUUUCUUCUUAAUUCGUUUCAGUUUAGAAAUACUUAUAAACCCUUUACAACUUCUAAACAAACACAUAUAACCGGCUACUGUUCAAAACAAUACCAAAAUUAUGAAGAGACAAGUUUUCUUUUCCAGACUUACUAUGCAAAUAACUACUAAACUCUGCAUGACUUUGAGCUAAUGAGUCUUCCACUGCAUAUUAUGAAUAGUUUUCAAGCUGAUGUAUUGUAAAUAUUAUAUAGCGUGUUGCUCAUAGAUACAACAGUUAGUGCAGUUGUUGCCAACAUUACUUGAUAAAUAAAAUUAUAGUUUUGAUUAAAAGUGAUAUUUAGUUU